Cannabis sativa is the source of this 1153-nucleotide messenger RNA. RefSeq names its product putative GEM-like protein 8. The record is from RefSeq and is a predicted model, not a curated record. NCBI's taxonomy places the organism in Eukaryota, Viridiplantae, Streptophyta, Magnoliopsida, Rosales, Cannabaceae. The transcript has 4 exons. Bases 264 to 956 code for a protein of 230 amino acids.
CUUUUAUUUUUAGGAGAAAAUUACCUUUAUUGAGGAGUCUUAGAUAUAUGUACUAUGCCUUUAUUGUCAUUGAUGAGCCACUGAUGAGUCAGAGAAACCAAAAAGUUUAGAAUCACCAACUACUUCUUUAGCCCUUUAAAUACACCUCUUCAUCAACCUCAAUAGGCAUCAACUACCACUACUACUACAACUCAUCUACUGCCUUCAUUUCCUGAGAUUGAAAAACUCUCAAUACCUAUCAUCCACCCACAAACUCCAAAAUCAUGAAGACUUUAAUUCAGGGACAAGUUAUUGGAAUUCCAAUUGCCUCAGUUUCAUGUAACUUUGAUCAGAGGAGUACUUCUAAGGCACUACUCCUUACUGAUGCAGCUACUCAAUUUCACACUGAUAAAUUUCCUGAAGAUGUAUCUUCAACUUUGAAAAAAAGUAAAAUACACUCAGUACUAAACAGAAUGAACAAGCUUGGGAAGAAAGCUGACAUUUUUGCACAUGGAAUUAAAGAACAUGUGAGAAUGGGACCUAAGAUUACAGAAACUGUGAAAGGAAAACUGAGCCUAGGAGCUAGGAUUCUUCAAGUUGGUGGGGUUGAGAAGAUUUUCAAGCAAUUAUUCAGUGUAGGAGAAGGAGAAAAACUAUUGAAAGCUUCUCAAUGCUAUUUGUCAACUACAGCAGGCCCCAUAGCUGGCCUUCUCUUCAUCUCCUCAGUCAAGAUCGCCUUUUGUAGCGAAAAAUCUAUCAAAUUUUCAUCCCCAAAUGGAGAACUGAUUAGAGCUCGUUACAAGGUUGUGAUUCCAGUAAUCAAGAUAAAAGGAGUCAAUGAAAGUGAGAAUGUUAAGAAACCAUCACAAAAGUACAUAGAGAUAGUUACAGUUGAUAACUUUGACUUCUGGUUCAUGGGAUUCUUCAAUCACCAGAAAGCUUUCAAGUGUCUUCAACAGGCAGUUUCUCAAGCUUAGAGAAACUACUUGCAAAACCCCACCAAAGGAUUUAUUAGUGCUGUAGAGAUUGAAAAGCAAAAUUGUCUAUUUAAUUCAGUUUUGCUUAAAACUCACAUGUAUUUAUGUGAAGAGCUAGCUAGUAAGGGCUCAAUACGGUUACAAAAAUUGUACAAAUUUUUGUUUAUGAGGAAAAAAAUCUCUUUUUCAUUCUUCUA